Humulus lupulus (European hop) is the source of this 664-nucleotide messenger RNA. RefSeq names its product receptor-like protein EIX2. Lineage: Eukaryota; Viridiplantae; Streptophyta; Magnoliopsida; Rosales; Cannabaceae. Gene Ontology annotation, molecular function: protein binding. The record is from RefSeq and is a predicted model, not a curated record. The transcript has a single exon. Bases 132 to 572 code for a protein of 146 amino acids.
CUAGCCUAGACCUUUCUAGAAACAAUCUAUCAGGCGAUUUUCCAAUAGAACUUACUAAUCUCCAAGGAUUAUAUUUUCUAAACCUUUCAAGAAAUUCUCUCCAAGGAAGCAUUCCUAAUGAGAUCAGAAAUAUGAUGAUGCUGGAAUCUUUAGAUCUCUCAAUGAACCAAUUAUCUGGUAACAUUCCUCCAGGUAUGUCAAGUUUAAAUUUUUUGAACCAUUUAAAUUUGUCGUACAACAACUUGUUAGGAGAAAUUUCUACAAGCACCCAAAUGCAAACAAUGGAUGCUUCUGGUUUUAUUGGGAGCCAGCUUUGUGGACUUCCACUGCCAAAAAAGUGCAGAGAAAAGCAUGAAACAACACCCAAAGUUGCAGGUGCUGAAGACAAAGAAGAAAAAUACUGGUUUCGAUUGGGCAUUGCAAUGGGGUUUGGAGUUGGCUUUGUGGGCAUUGUUGGUCCUUUGUUGGUUUGUAGUUUCUGGAGACGUGCUUACUAUUGGUUUUUCAAUGAGUACAUGUGGUACAAGAUUGAUGAUUGCUUUAUUAAAGUAAGGUUAAUGCUUCGAAAUUAGAAGAUUUGAUCAUGUUUUAUUGGUUUUGUAACAAGACAUAGUUUCGUUCAUUUUUCCUUGUGCCUUAUGUCCAACGUUGAUUAUUCUUUUUA